UCAACUGCCAAUUUUAUUAAAACGAGUUUAUUUCCUCAUCUGCUACAGCUGUUGAACGAUACUGACAAUACACUUGUUUAAAAUUAGUGAAAGUGUAUGGACGUGUUGAUUUCGUUAAUUGGACUUUGAAGGUAGUGAAACAAAAAUGUCUGCGAAAUCGACCACAGUGAAAUCAGCUUCUCAGCAACAGGGACCAGCGGUCAAAGGUUACCUUUUUGCAUACAACGCUGCACAAGUGGUUGGGUGGAGUUACAUCCUCUUUCAGUUAGUAAAUUACUAUUUGCUGCAAGGACCGGAAUUCCGGGCUCGAUUGGAACUUUGGGACUACACCCGCGUUGCCGUAAUCGUUUUCCAAAAUGCUGCGUUUGUUGAAAUUUUCAAUGCAGCUUUUGGCUUAGUAAAAUCGAAUCCUGUAAUAACAACAUUCCAAGUGCUGAGCCGAAUGAUAGUAGUCAUUGGAGUCGUUAUGGCUACACCAAUGGGUAAAGUGUCGCCUGGAUUACCAAUAGCGCUUUUUGCGUGGGCAGUAACCGAAAUCAUAAGAUAUGGCUAUUAUGCUCUCAAUAUUAUAAACUGUUUGCCAUACAUUGUGGUUUUUCUACGAUACACAACAUUUAUAGCUCUUUAUCCAAUUGGCGUAACCGGUGAGCUACUAUGUUUUUGGUGGGCACAAGGAUAUGCCAAAUCAAAUACAAUUUGGUCAUUGCAAAUGCCAAAUAAAUGGAAUGCCACGUUCUCAUAUUUUGCUCUGCUCUGGAUUGUAAUGCUCUUGUAUAUACCUCUAUUCCCACAAAUGUAUCUCCAUAUGUUUGCACAACGCAAGAAGAUUUUAGGUGGAAGCAGCAAUAAAACCCAGCAGACGAAGAAAACUAAUUAAGUAAUAUAUAAUAUGUGCCAAAUAUGUUAAUUUGCAUUUUAAUAUACAUGAAUGUUCAUAAACCAAUAUAUUUUAGCUAUGUAUCUUGCAAAACAGUUUUUGGACUUUGCAAAACCUUUGGCGUAUUAUGCAAACAUUAUUAAGUUGCACUCAAAACACACUUAAUACAAAAUAUAUCGAAUAAUUUAAACGAAAGCUCAUUAGUUAUACGACCACCGCUGAAUGGCUCUUCACCCUUCACAUUUUCGAACGGUGCGGCUAUAAUUUAAUAUAGCUAUUGUUUUUUAAGCCGCUGUGUUAAUACAUUUGUUGUUUGUACUAUCUCGAUCAAAGCGUUUACGAUGACACCGUACACACAAAUAUGUACAUAUUGUUGUAUUUAUAUUUAAACGACUUAUAUAACUGAUUUUUGUAAUGUCUUUAAGCAAAUAUAAAAUGCAAAUACAUAUUAAAA
Bactrocera oleae (olive fruit fly) is the source of this 1331-nucleotide messenger RNA. RefSeq names its product 3-hydroxyacyl-CoA dehydratase 1 (gene Hacd1). Gene Ontology annotation, biological process: sphingolipid biosynthetic process; fatty acid elongation; very long-chain fatty acid biosynthetic process. Gene Ontology annotation, cellular component: endoplasmic reticulum membrane. NCBI's taxonomy places the organism in Eukaryota, Metazoa, Arthropoda, Insecta, Diptera, Tephritidae. Gene Ontology annotation, molecular function: 3-hydroxyacyl-CoA dehydratase activity. The record is from RefSeq and is a predicted model, not a curated record.